UUUAAAGAGGCAAGAUCUAUCAUUAGCAAAGUACAAUUACUAAAUCACACUAAACUCCCAGAAGACCCAACAAAGAUUCCCGUAAAUAUUCAAGAGAUUAUCCUAUUCUCUUUACCUAUUGCUGACAACAGUAGAACUACAAAG
Dentiscutata heterogama is the source of this 144-nucleotide messenger RNA. The record is from the annotation of a GenBank genome assembly. Lineage: Eukaryota; Fungi; Glomeromycota; Glomeromycetes; Diversisporales; Gigasporaceae.